GUUUUACUAAUAAUCAGCCGAGCAGAAAGUCCCACAGUCUCUCUGACAGCGAGCAGACGAGGAAACGGAGCGCUGCGAGACGGACGCGCUUCAGAGAGAGAGACGCGUACACCAGCGCGUUGGAUUCAUCGCACGAUCUUCUCCGUCGCUUUACUGUAACAUGACGCGUGUGUAACAGAUGAGCGUCGACGCUGUUUUAUGAUUCAUCUUUGACUCACUGGAUUGUUUCAUGGAUUCGGAUCUGAGCUGAUCGAUCACCAGCCGCGGGUUUUCCUCAGUUUAAUUCUGAGGAUUUCUGAAUGCUAAAGACCCUUCAGAAUUUGAACAGUUCUUUUAUUUUUAUUUUUUACUCCUUUCUGGACUAAGUGCAUGGGUGAAACCUUAAUCUCCGGUAGUUUCUAACCAGAUUAUGUCUUGUGAGGAAUCUGUCUUGCUGUGUCAAUGACGGGGAAGAUGGAAACGCCCUUCUAUCAUGAUGAGAGCGUUCCAAACUUUGGGCAAAUUCCAGACUAUGAUCGAUACCAAGGCCACAAGAUGAUGAGCAAAAAGAACAUGGCGCACAAUUUCUCCAGCAGCAUGGGAAAUAACUUGGGCCUCAAACUGUUGCAGGGACAAACCGCGAGCAAUAUCAACCCAAACGGCCUCGGUAUGAGCACCAAUCCCAUGUCUUCACCAGACAUGAACCUCCUGAAGCUGUCGUCCCCGGAUCUGGAACACCUGAUUAUCCAGUCCAACCAGGGACUGGUUACUACAAGCCCGGCUCCAAACGCGUCUGCUAAUCCUUUCAUGUACAGAAACCAGGCCACAAACGAACAGGAAGGGUUUGCCGACGGCUUUGUCAAAGCUCUGGCCGAUCUACACAAACAGAACCAACUGGUCGGAGCGCCAAUGUCCCCUAGUUCAUCCAUCCAGGGAUCGUACCAGAGGAACCUGAUGUCUAGUGGCGAAAUGCCCAUUUAUACCAACUUGAGCAGCUACAACCCCAAUCAGUUAUCCUCUGCGUACGCCAGCGGGCAGAUCGCCUACACCUCUGCGGCCCACGCCUCUGCUCACGGGAGUCAGGGUCACCACCCUCAAGGGCGAGGUCUAGAUGCUCCUCAAACAGUGCCCGAGGUCCCUCACCCUCCCGGAGGAGACCCUGCCAGCUCCCCCCCUUCACUGUCGCCCAUCGAUCUGGAGACACAGGAGAGAAUCAAGGCGGAGCGAAAGAAGUUGCGAAAUCGGAUCGCCGCCUCCAAGUGCCGCAAGAGGAAGCUGGAGCGGAUCUCGCGACUGGAAGAGAAAGUGAAGGUGCUGAAGACGCAGAACUCGGACCUGGCCUCCACCGCCAGCAUCCUGCGCGAGCAGGUGGCCCAACUCAAACAGAAAGUGAUGAAUCACGUCACAAACGGCUGCCAGAUCGCUGUCAGCUCGACCGGUAUGGCCAAAAGUGGGGAGAGUACCAGCUGCUGAAACGACAUCACAUACUAAAGUGUUUUAUGACUCUAUUCUGUCUUUAUCUUCUGCCCGCUCUCUCACACUCGCUCUCCGUCUCGCUCAACCCUGAUAAAAUGACACGUACAGCAGCAGAGACGGGGUGAGACCCAUCCUGCCUUGUCAAUGGCACGCAUGGGAGAGACUCUUUCAAUCAGAUAUUUGGGAAUUCUUUAGGAAUGUUCUUCUUGAAAAACCUGCACAUACACUCAAAGAACAGAGUCUGUUCUGGAACGUUCUUGGGAUUUGAAGUUGUUCUGGUCCGUGGAUGCCUGAGGAAAAGGCCAAAGCAACAGGGAUGCUAACGAUGCACUGCAUUUGGGGUAAUAUAAGGGAACAAAUAUGGAUUUGUUUUUGGACACAAACUCAUGGUAAAUUCCUGCACUUGAAUUAUAUUUCUUUCCCUCUCGUCUAGAGGAAGACUCAUCGACUCCGCUUGUAACUAAAUAUGUGAUUUUCCACUUCAAGGAGCAACACAGCCUUGUUUUGCUCCAAGGAUUUUUUUUUCCCUUUAUGAUCAGCAUCUCAUUCAGCUGCUGGAGAACUUUAUAUUUUCGGUGUUUAAUGACAAGCACUAUUAUGUGAACAUUUCCAAAGGACCUGAAAAGGUCAUAAGGACGUAAAGAAAACCGGUUUGGAAUUGUUGCCCUCGUUGAAUCUGUGUUUGAAGUUGUCUGAAAAUGAAGCGAUAUUAAAACCCUUUAUGCUGGUUUGAUAAGUCACCUCUAUUCUGAUGUUUUGAUUCCAGUGGAAAUCUCUUGGUUUAAUAUGUCACUUUGUCUCAAUAACAAUUUUACAGCUUUUUGUUUGUUUGUUUGUUGGUUGGUUGGUUGGUUGGUUUGAUAUUGUGCAAUUUGUGAUUACAAGAGAAAAAUGUUUUAUACCAACCAAGACUUUUUAAGAAGUAUUACUGUUGAGACUUUGAAUACUACAGGUGAGCAGACAUCGACAAACAGAGCGUGGAUUGAGGUAAUGUGAAUCUUUUAAUGGUACCUCUUGCCAUUUUUGAGUUUGGAAGUUCUUGACCAUUCCGAGACCUUUUGCAUUGUAAUCUCCCACCGGAGAUGCAUUGUAAUAAUGGGUUAACAGUGUGUUUUUGCCACGAUCUAAUGAGUAUUAAUGCUGUGUUAACCUGUAGUAACGGUGUGGUAAGGCGACUCUCUCGACUGCAUUUUAUGUGUUGUUAAAGAUUCAACACAAGUGAGUCAAAACUGACCUGAAAUCAGAGCAACUAGAAAAGGGCUUUUGAUCAAUAGUAUUUUUUUUUUCUUUAUUCUUUUGUAUGAAUAAUGAAGCAAUUUUAUUUAUGCAGAAUUUGUAUUUAUGUUUUCUGUGGAGAGGAGCAAAUCGAGCGAUACAGGUCGGAAUACUAGUGUCUUGUUGACACAUUUCUUUUUAGGAAAUACAUAAUUGCACAUAAAUGAAAAAAACAAACAAACAUUAAAUGAUCUCUAAUAUUUAUCUUCUGUGUACAGCAUGACAGUUUUAGCUAUAAUUACAUCUGAAAAUAAAUGAAUGAAAUUCAAGAUUUUUGGUAAUGGCACUCAGCAGAAAUCACGACAAGAUUAAAAUCAUACUUGAUUUAGUCACAAAACUCACUUUACAUUUCAGUGAUUUAAAGCUCCUGUAAGAAACCAGUGUUGUACACAGAAUUGCUGUUGAAUGCCUUUCUUAUAAUUCAUGGACAUACAUAUAUAUAUAUAUAUAUAUAUAUAUGUAAAUAUAAUCAAUUGGAUUGAAUUCAUAGGGAUGCCUGACACAGGCAUUAAAAUUGUCAAAUAACUUUGUGCAUCGAGAAAAUAUUUAUUUUUUUGAAACUUGAAAAAGGUUUUUGAUGUCACAAACGUAUUGUAUUUUUGUACAAACUUGUUUUUGAAAGUUUCAUUUAGAAAUAGAGUGUGUAAAAUACCUACUGUAUGUGCUUCAUAUGCUUUUUAUCAUUCUGAAUACUUUAUUUAUUGAAGUGGUAUUAUUGAGCAGUGUGCCGCUCUGAGCAUUUGUGUGUCGCUGGUGAAGUGUGAGUCGAGUCACGUUUGCUUGUGUUCUCACACACACACAUACUGUAGGUACAAUGUUCUUCACCACUGACAUCAAAUGUUCUGUACAGUCGCUGCGGCCUGAUGGGAUACGUGUUGUACGGAGCAGCAGCUGAUCACUGUUGUGUUUGUGUUGUUUUAUGGGCUGUGUAUUGAUUUAACUCUAAAGACUGAUUGUGUGCUUUUCAAAAGUAUAAAGUGUAACAAUGUUCAUUUUAAAACAAAGAAAAUUUUGACAGACUACAAGUACAAAGUCUUUUUUAUCUUUACCAUGUGUCAUAUAUAUAUAUAUAUAUAUAUACUGGAGCUCUGAACAACAAAUAUAAUUUGAUAUUCUACGAAUCCGUUUACUGUGUUUACAUAGUGUGUGCAGAAGGGCAACGGCAGAUGAUCAGACUCGUAAAACAAGUUCUCAGUCGCGCCUUUGAUCUCCAAUCAAACUUGCUUUCAUUACUGCAGAACUGAAGAGUUUUAAAAGAUUCAUUCAAAUGAAAAAGUAUUUUAAGUCCAAGAUAAAUAUGAAUAUGUUACAGAAGAACAGCACAUAUUGAUGUAGAACAGAUUUUAAUGGAUGGUUUCUCUGAAGAAUGAAAGAGUUGAGUGACAUGCGGUCAAACAGUAUGACGGAUCACGUGACAAACGGGCGACUUGCUUUGUUGCAUUAUUAGUUGGUUUAUUUGCUUCUAAAUAAUCUGCACUCUUCAAAUGUUGUUCAUUGUUCCGUUGUUUUCUUUUUAUCAACAAUAAAAGAAGUAGUU
This is a messenger RNA of Myxocyprinus asiaticus (Chinese sucker), 4267 nucleotides long. RefSeq names its product transcription factor Jun-like. The coding region runs from base 442 to 1452 and encodes 336 amino acids. Gene Ontology annotation, biological process: regulation of transcription by RNA polymerase II; regulation of cell cycle; regulation of cell population proliferation. The transcript has 2 exons. The record is from RefSeq and is a predicted model, not a curated record. Lineage: Eukaryota; Metazoa; Chordata; Actinopteri; Cypriniformes; Catostomidae. Gene Ontology annotation, cellular component: transcription regulator complex. Gene Ontology annotation, molecular function: DNA-binding transcription factor activity, RNA polymerase II-specific; transcription factor binding; RNA polymerase II cis-regulatory region sequence-specific DNA binding.